Exaiptasia diaphana is the source of this 3333-nucleotide messenger RNA. RefSeq names its product bifunctional 3'-phosphoadenosine 5'-phosphosulfate synthase. NCBI's taxonomy places the organism in Eukaryota, Metazoa, Cnidaria, Anthozoa, Actiniaria, Aiptasiidae. Gene Ontology annotation, molecular function: sulfate adenylyltransferase (ATP) activity; adenylylsulfate kinase activity; ATP binding. The coding region runs from base 137 to 1975 and encodes 612 amino acids. The record is from RefSeq and is a predicted model, not a curated record. Gene Ontology annotation, biological process: 3'-phosphoadenosine 5'-phosphosulfate biosynthetic process; sulfate assimilation. The transcript has 12 exons.
CUCCGUUAUUUUGCUAAAGGUGACAGUAUACUUGCACUAGACGGUAUCUCUGAGCAGGUUAUUGUAGGCUUGAGUAAACACAGUUUUUAUCGAAAGAAAUACAAUAGGAAAACACGAAAACCGCUGUGUACCAACAAUGGCAAGCGCUAUUAAUGGUUUCCAAAAUGUCAUCAAAGCUACCAAUGUCACUUACAAAGACCACAACGUAACUAGGGAUAAGAGAGGGCAGGUCGUCGGUACGAGAGCAGGAUUUCGUGGCUGUACAGUGUGGUUCACUGGUCUCUCUGGUGCUGGCAAGACCACCCUUAGUAUGGCCCUCGAGGAUUUUCUAUGUCGACAAGGCCUUCCAUCCUACACUCUUGACGGCGACAACAUGCGAACUGGACUGAAUAGAAACCUGGGAUUCUCCCCCGAAGAUCGAGAAGAGAAUAUUCGUCGUGUUAGCGAGGUCGCUAAACUAUUUGCGGAUUCUGGGAUGAUUUGUUUGACGGCUUUCAUUAGUCCUUACACAAAGGAUCGUGAAAUGGCACGUAAACGGCACGAGGACGCAAAGCUUCCGUUCUUCGAGGUCUUUGUCAAUACGCCGCUAGAAAAAUGCGAAGAGAGAGACGUUAAAGGCUUGUAUAAGAAAGCGAGAGCUGGUCAGAUCAAAGGUUUUACUGGUAUUGAUGCCGUAUACCAACCACCACCUAAUCCUGAACUUAGUCUCGAUGCAGGAAAACUAACGGUAGAUGACUGUUUAGAGAAACUGGUUGAGAUGCUUACUGAUCGGGGAAUUCUUCCCCAUGCGAUGGUCAACGGGAUAAAAGAGCUUUUUGUUGCUCCAGAACAUUUAGAAACAGCAACAAAAGAAGCGAUGUCUUUACCUAAAUUAGCCAUUACAAAGCUUGAUUUACAAUGGAUCCAGGUUUUGUCGGAAGGAUGGGCCACGCCUCUGUCUGGGUUUAUGAGGGAAAAGGAGUAUCUACAAUGUCAGCACUUUGGCGCACUUCUAGGAGCAUGUGUAUCAAACCAGUCCAUACCAAUAGUGUUGCCUUUGUCUACUAAUGACAAAGAUCGUCUACAAGAAUGUGAUGCCUACACACUUACUUACCAAGAUAGAUGUAUAGCAAUCGUUAGAAAUCCAGACUUUUACGAACACCGUAAAGAGGAGCGAUGCGCACGACAAUGGGGCACAACAAAUGCUGAUCAUCCGUACAUCAAGAUGGUACUGGAGCAGGGUGAUUGGUUAUCGGGGGGAGAUCUCGAGGUCUUGCAGCGAAUAAAAUGGGAUGACGGUCUUGAUGAAUAUCGCUUGACACCCAAGGAAUUGCGAGCUGAACUCCGACGUAGAAAUGCUGACGCCAUUUACGCUUUCCAGCUUCGAAACCCGAUACACAAUGGACACGCUCUUCUUAUGCAGGACACAAGAGAGAAGCUACUCAAACGAGGCUAUAAGAACCCAGUUCUCCUGCUCCAUCCUCUUGGAGGGUGGACUAAGGACGACGAUGUCCCGCUUGGUGUGCGUAUCAAGCAGCAUCACGCUGUCUUAGAGGAUAAAGUCCUUAAUCCAGAUGCUACACUCCUAGCUAUCUUUCCAUCGCCUAUGAUGUAUGCUGGACCUACUGAGGUACAAUGGCACGCCAAGGCCCGGGUAGCUGCAGGGGUUAAUUUCUAUAUCGUAGGGCGUGAUCCUGCCGGUAUGCCCCACCCGGCUAACAAAGACCAGAACUUAUAUCAUCCGAGUCAUGGCAGACAGGUGCUGACCAUGGCUCCAGGCCUUACGCAACUAGAAAUCGUUCCGUUCCGUGUCGCUGCGUACAACACGCGUAAGCACAAGAUGGAUUUCUUCGACCCGGAAUUCAAGCAAGACUACGAUUUUAUAUCAGGCACGCGCAUGCGUAAUCUAGCACGUUCAGGGGAAAAUCCGCCCGACGGUUUUAUGGCUCCAAGAGCUUGGAAAAUUUUACAAGAAUUUUAUCAGGGAAAGAAUUAAUGAAAUUAUUGCAAUCCUACGUUACGAAGUCUUUACGUUACGCGCUUCUACGCUAGGAUUGAUAUUUAUACGAUUAUAGGUCUCAUAAGUUUGGUUGUCAUGGUGAUUGGAGUAUGCACGAUCCAGAGGUACUAUGGGUAAUAAUUGUUUGAUGGCAAAUUUAAUCCAUUGAAGACAUUCAAUGCUUUAUUUAGUGAAAAUCUUUGUUUAGUUUGUCCUUGUUUUGCAGCAGAUAAGAGAAUCAGUUAUCAGCAAUUUAAUACCCACAGGGCCGUUCGGUUGUGCUACCGCCGUUUCGCUAUGACAACCUUGUAUGUUGGAUUAUAUCCAUUUGACCAACACUCCUUAACUUUUAGGUUUUAUAAUGAAAUUAUACACCUUAGCUUUUACAAUUGACAGCUCCUAAGUCAACUAUAGUUUCGUUUACGUAUAUUUGACUAGAAGCAUUGUGUACGUUAUGCGCUUCACCACUAGUAUUUGCGGGUUAGGCACCUUUACGUAAGCAGUUAUGCGUAAGUCACCCAGACCACGCGUGUUUUAGCCGAAAAUUUUGGGAAUUUUUAAAUUUUACAUCGUAUACAUCAGUCAUAAAUAGAUUCAAAUGCAUUUCAAAGGGAAUUCGGGAUUAUUGAUAAGAUUUGGCUCGUAUACGUAACAAUACGUGCGAGGUUUGAUUCGUAUACGUAAGAACACGUGCGUGUCAUUGAGCCAUUUAGAAUGAGUGGGAAACGGAAACCAGUAUUUCGAAACCGUGUUCAAAUCGAAUUGAAACUAGUUUCGAAAUCGAAUCGAAAUCGUAUCAAACCAGUGUCAAAAUAGUACCAAAGCCUUGAUCGCGAAAACAUAUCGAAAUCGUAACGCUACCCACAAUUCCGCGUUCAUUUUGAAUGCGUUUCGUAAUCUUAUCGUAACUUUAUCAACUCAACAUAAGUCUCCAAACUUAAACAAAAAUUGGUUCAAAUUGUAACAUAUCAAUCUGCUUGGAAUCGGGCAUAAUUUAGCUUAAAAAGUUAAGUACCCUGGGUACGAGAAUUUACCAAUAUGAAUGACGCUUGGCGGUAACAUUGUUGUAAACGUACUAAUUAUGUUUUAAAUGACUGUAUAUCAAUUUGAAUAUAUAGAGGAUAUUACAUGGGCGCGCGAAGAUAUGGUAUUUAUCUUCGAGUGUUGAAAAGAUCUCUCGCGAGUGAGCUUAGCAAGAUUUUCAACACGAGAAGAUAAAAUCCAUAUUUUUUUCUGUUACAUAUGCACAUAUUUUUUUAUUUACAUGUGUGCACAUAUUCAAUAAUUCUUAGAGUUUUUGAAAUUUAACUAUUACAAUGAAAAUGGAUAUAUAAAAAGAAACAUUUUCUAUUUUU